CAUCAACGCGUCCAUUUCGCUUCAAAUCAAUAGCCAAGAGCCCUUUCCGCUACAUAUACACAUUUGUGUAUCUAUAUGUCUGUACACUAUAUAGUUAUAUUUUACCAAAUCUCGUGUUCAUAUAAAUCUUCUUAUCUCUCGGCGUCUUAAUUUCAAAUCAGAAUGGGUAAGGACAAGCAUCACGAACAAGACAAAGGAUUCUUCUCACAUCAUAAUCAUCCCGGCCACGGGUAUCCACCGGGAGCUUAUCAUCCUCCGCCGCCGGGAGCUUAUCCUCCUCCGCCGCCGGGAGCUUAUCCACCACCGCAUGGUUACCCUCAGCAAGGGUAUCCUCCACAGGGUUACCCUCCGCAGGGCUAUCCACCUGCUGCUUAUCCACCUCCACCUGGUGCUUAUCCUCCCGCCGGUUACCCUGGUCCUCACCGUCCAGGUUUCGGAGGAGGAGUCGGGGGUUUGAUAGCUGGAGCUGCAACUGCUGCGGCGGCUGCAAUGGGAAGUCACCACGCGGGCCAUCACGGUGGUAAGUACAAGAAAGGGUUUUUCGGUGGAGGAAAGUACAAGCGAGGGAAGCACAGCAUGUUUGGAGGGAAACAUAAGCGUGGCAAGCACGGUAUGUUUGGAGGCAAACGAGGCAAACAUGGCAUUUUCGGACGAAGGAAGUGGAAAUGAUCAUAUGAAUAUGAUCUUCCACGAUCUGUAUGAUUUCUCGAUAUAUAUUAUCAUAUCGUAUACGUAACUACUUAAUAUUAAGCUUAAUAUAUAUGCGUGUGUUUAUUAUUUGUCUUUUCAUGUAUCUCUAUAUAUUUAUGAAAGAGUGCCAUUAAUUUGGUUUGAGUUA
Molecule: messenger RNA, 838 nt
Organism: Raphanus sativus (radish)
Lineage: Eukaryota; Viridiplantae; Streptophyta; Magnoliopsida; Brassicales; Brassicaceae
Product: glycine-rich protein A3
Exons: 3
Coding region: 163-669 (168 amino acids)
Source: RefSeq, a predicted model, not a curated record